Musa acuminata AAA Group (dessert banana) is the source of this 1120-nucleotide messenger RNA. RefSeq names its product probable ribonuclease P/MRP protein subunit POP5. The transcript is spliced from 4 exons. The record is from RefSeq and is a predicted model, not a curated record. The coding region runs from base 326 to 793 and encodes 155 amino acids. Gene Ontology annotation, molecular function: ribonuclease P activity; ribonuclease P RNA binding. Lineage: Eukaryota; Viridiplantae; Streptophyta; Magnoliopsida; Zingiberales; Musaceae. Gene Ontology annotation, biological process: tRNA 5'-leader removal. Gene Ontology annotation, cellular component: nucleolus; ribonuclease MRP complex; multimeric ribonuclease P complex.
CGGUGGGAUUGCCGUCUCUCUGUGCUGUGCUGGAGAGCCCUGAACUCGCCCGAGUCUCCAACACAACCCUAACUCUUUAGUCUCUCUCCAUCUCCUGCCUCUCCUGUUUCGUCGCCCUCCUCCCCUUUCUUCUCCUCUCGUCUCCCCUCCUUUCUCGUGAUCUUCUCUCUUCGUUUCUCCUAUUACACGCUGAGGGACUCGCUUGGGAUCUUGCUAUGCCCUAACUCUUUCCUCGUUCACACGCUGCUGCCUCCGCCUUCCCUCUUCCUCGUUGCACACCGUAGCCGUCAAAGAACUGCGAAGGUUGUAGACGAAGUAAAGCAGCAUGGUGCAAUUUAAAAAUAGAUAUAUGGUGAUGGAAAUUUUUAUUGAUGGAGAAAAAGAAUUGGUUGGUGGUGACCCAAAAAAGAUUCUUAGCUCAAACAAUGUCUCCAGAGCAAUUAAGGAUAGCAUUCAGUUGAAUUUUGGGGAGUGUGGUCUUGCCCUAUCACUUGGAUCAUUUCAAGUGAAAUAUCUCAAUGCCUUGACAAAGAUAUGCAUCAUCCGAACAUCUCAUGUGGAUCACCGAAAAGUUUGGUCUGCUAUAACAAUGAUAAGGAGCAUUGGGAAUUGCCCAGCUAUGUUUAAUUUACUUGACUUGAGUGGAAGCAUCAGAACCUGUAAAACAGCAGCCUUGAAGUGUGAGGAAAUGAAGUUUGAACAAUACAUAGUGGCUGCUGGAGAUCACUGUCCACAGGAUAUCACUGAUAUUAUGAAGGAAAGCAUAGACAAAAUCAAUGCCUUGGAGAGCUAACAAAAGGUCAGCUGCAGAUCCUUCCUAUCUAGUUCUCCCUUCACUGUGUUCGAUAGUCAAGGCAAUAUAUUCAGAUAUAACUGAGCCCUUCCCAUCUGUCAAAUUUUCUUCCCUUUUUCUUCUGAUUUUUGUGUAGCAUACUUGGGUCUAUAUUAUUUUCUUUCAUAAUUCUCCAUCCGAGGAACUACAAAAUGGAGUUAGAAAUUAUCACUGUGUAGCUUUAACUGGCUCAUCAAGACCUAUCUUUAGCCAUUUAUGCUGAAAUUGAUAGCAAAAUGAUAGUAAGUAUUUAUGCAAUUUUCAGCAGUUGCUUGAGGUUUCUUGAAA